AAUGAGAAUAUGAGAUACACAAAACCCUAUCACGCAAACUUACAUUUUAUUCUUUCUUCCCUUCAAUUUUCCACACUCAACACUCUUUCAGUCUUUCUAGCUUUCUUCAUACUUCACAUUUCAUCUCCCCUUUGUCUUGGUCCUCCUUUGUCUCUUUACGCCGUGCUCCCCACUUUCACAAACUUCACCACUACCAUUCUUUUCUCUCUCUCUGAAAUUCGUCGACUUUAACACUUUGCACACUUUUACAAUCAACCAAAAAUGGCAGCUUCUUCAAUGCAUUUCCAUGGCGUCAAACCUAUUCUCAACCCUAAACUAUCACCAAAUCCAACUUCUAAACCUUCAUUUCGGAAUUUCAAUUUCAAAUUCGGAUUCAAUCAAUCUUCAUUAACGAUUGCGAACAAGAACAAACCAUCAACCUCUAGAAUAACUUGUUGUUUACAGGUAGAAGAACGACAUAUUCAACCUCAAUCUCAGAGUAAUGCAGAUGAUGAUAAAGAAGAUCAUGAAUUCUCAGUAGUAAUGAAGUUUGGAGGAUCAUCAUUAGCUUCAGCUGAGAGAAUUAAGGAAGUUGCGCAACUUGUUCUCAGUUUUCCUGAAGAAAAUCCUGUUGUUGUUCUCUCUGCUAUGGGCAAAACCACCAACAAUCUCCUUAAUGCUGGCGAAAAGGCGGUAAGUUGUGGUGUUUCUAAUGCCUCUGAUAUCCCUGAGCUCACCUGUAUUAAAGAUCUUCAUGCUAGGACAGUUGCCGAGCUCGGUAUCGAUAUAUCUGUUGUAUCUUCGCAUUUAGAGGAAUUAGAACAGCUACUUAAAGGUAUUGCAAUGAUGAAGGAGCUCACUUUGCGUACUAAAGACUAUCUUGUUUCAUUUGGAGAGUGUAUGUCUACCAGAAUUUUCGCGGCGUAUAUGAACAAAAUUGGUGCUAAAGCACGCCAAUAUGAUGCAUUUGGUGUUGGCUUUAUUACAACGGAUGACUUUACCAAUGCGGAUAUUUUGGAAGCAACCUAUCCAGCUUUAGCGAAGAGGUUUUAUGAUGACUGGGCUGCUGAUCCCGCAAUUCCUGUUGUCACAGGUUUCCUUGGAAAGGGUUGCAAGUCUGGUGCUAUCACAACACUGGGCAGGGGUGGCAGUGAUUUAACAGCUACAACCAUCGGCAAAGCACUGGGCUUAAGGGAGAUACAGGUAUGGAAAGAUGUUGAUGGUGUUUUAACCUGCGAUCCAACGAUAUAUUCUCGAGCUCAACCUGUACCAUACUUGACAUUCGACGAGGCAGCCGAGCUUGCUUAUUUUGGGGCACAGGUUUUGCAUCCGCAAUCAAUGAGACCUGCUAGAGAAGGGGAUGUUCCUGUCAGAGUGAAAAAUUCCUACAAUCCUAAAGCACCAGGGACACUAAUCAACAGGACACGUGAUAUGAGUGAGGUUCUACUGACUAGCAUAGUGUUGAAGCGGAGUGUUACCAUGUUGGAUAUAGUUAGUACUCGUAUGCUCGGUCAGUUUGGAUUCCUAGCAAAGGUAUUCUCAAUAUUUGAGGAUUUGGGGAUCUCUGUUGAUGUUGUUGCCACUAGUGAAGUUAGUAUAUCACUGACAUUGGAUCCAUCAAAGCUUUGGAGCAGAGAACUUAUUCAGCAGGCAAGAGAACUGGACCGUGUAGUGGAGGAGCUGCAAAAUAUUGCAGUUGUCAAUUUGCUGCAGAAUAGAUCUAUUAUAUCCCUCAUCGGGAAUGUGCAUUAUUCUUCUCUAAUUUUAGAAAAGGCCUUUCAUGUUCUUCGAACUAACAAUGUGAAUGUCCAGAUGAUCUCGCAAGGGGCUUCAAAGGUUAACAUAUCUUUGAUAGUAAAUGAUGAUGAAGCUGAAAAAUGCGUUAAGGCACUUCAUUAUGCCUUUUUUGAGAGCGACGAUGUUCCUGGAAUGCAUCUCAGUGCUGCAACGACUGGAAAUGGCUCAGCAGCUCGCUUAGAUAACUGAUAUGUUUUGAGCUCUUUUCCACUCACAGCACGUUGAUUCAAUGAUUUUUUCUUGGCUUACUGCACCUUUGUAUGAGACGAAACCAAUCUUAUGGAGUCCUGAAGCUGCAGUUAUUAAAGGCCUCAUUGUUUGGCGAUGUGGGGGGAAAUUUCCCAUGUACUAUUGACUCAGAGUUGAGCUUUUUUGUCUGGUGUGAAAGCUGUAGUAUUUGUAUUAGAACUUAGAAUCCUCUAUUGUUGUCCUAUUUAAAAGGAAAGUAGUCAUUUUGGUAAUCUGCUCCUAUUUUAUUUCACAGUAACUUAAAAUU
Messenger RNA from Beta vulgaris subsp. vulgaris (sugar beet), 2272 nucleotides. Its product is annotated as aspartokinase 1, chloroplastic. The transcript has 12 exons. Bases 262 to 1965 code for a protein of 567 amino acids. Gene Ontology annotation, molecular function: aspartate kinase activity. The record is from RefSeq and is a predicted model, not a curated record. Gene Ontology annotation, cellular component: chloroplast stroma. NCBI's taxonomy places the organism in Eukaryota, Viridiplantae, Streptophyta, Magnoliopsida, Caryophyllales, Amaranthaceae. Gene Ontology annotation, biological process: amino acid biosynthetic process.